Messenger RNA from Coregonus clupeaformis (lake whitefish), 4304 nucleotides. Its product is annotated as paired box protein Pax-3-like. The record is from RefSeq and is a predicted model, not a curated record. Gene Ontology annotation, biological process: anatomical structure development; regulation of transcription by RNA polymerase II. The transcript is spliced from 9 exons. The coding region runs from base 342 to 1817 and encodes 491 amino acids. NCBI's taxonomy places the organism in Eukaryota, Metazoa, Chordata, Actinopteri, Salmoniformes, Salmonidae. Gene Ontology annotation, molecular function: DNA-binding transcription factor activity, RNA polymerase II-specific; RNA polymerase II cis-regulatory region sequence-specific DNA binding.
AAUUCACAUCAAGAGUGUCAACAACUACUCCAACUAAGCGGCUUCCAAUUUCAACAGAGGCAAACAUCGCUUUGUCAAACGUUCACUAUGUUCACACUCCACAUUGGAUAUCGACGAACGCACCAUUCUCCAAGGAUUUAACUUGUGUUUUUAGUUGCAUGUUGUUGUUAUUUUGACGAAACAACUUGCUACUCCCUAGGACGUGGAGGCUAUCCUGUUGCUCCAUCAAAGCCAAAGUGUAGUCUAUUACUUUUUGGGGGAUCACAGAAUAUUUCUGAAGUUCGCGUUUUGGUGUUGAUUUUGGUCCAGCGCAAAGCUUUGUUGGCGGAGGUUUAGGAGACAUGACAGCUCUAGCCGGGGGCAUACCGAGGAUGAUGCGCCCGACACACCACCAAAACUACCCGCGGGGAGGCUACUCUCUGGAAGUCUCUACCCCGUUAGGCCAGGGCCGGGUGAACCAACUCGGUGGAGUGUUUAUUAACGGCAGACCCUUGCCCAACCACAUCCGCCACAAGAUCGUGGAGAUGGCCCACCACGGCAUUCGACCCUGUGUCAUCUCCCGCCAGCUCCGAGUCUCCCACGGCUGCGUGUCCAAAAUCCUGUGCCGGUAUCAGGAGACCGGCUCUAUCAGACCCGGGGCCAUCGGAGGCAGCAAACCCAAGCAGACAACCACCCCAGACGUGGAUAAGAAGAUCGAGGAAUACAAGAGAGACAACCCAGGAAUGUUCAGCUGGGAAAUCAGGGAUACAUUACUCAAAGACGGCAUCUGCGACAGAAACAAUGUCCCCUCAGUGAGUUCAAUCAGCCGCACAAUGCGUUGUAAAUUCGGGGGCGGUGGAGGAGAAGACGAGGAGGACGAUGAUGAAAUCGAGAAGAGGGAAUUGGAAGAGAACGAAAGAAGGGCGAAACACAGCAUCGACGGCAUCCUCGGGGAUAGACCCAGCCACUCAGACGAGGGGUCGGAUGUGGACUCGGAGCCUGGCCUGCCACUGAAGAGGAAACAGCGUCGCAGUAGGACCACCUUCUCAGCCGAGCAGCUGGAGGAGCUGGAGAGAGCCUUUGAACGAACGCACUACCCAGAUAUAUACACCAGAGAAGAGCUAGCUCAGAGGGCCAAACUCACAGAGGCCAGAGUACAGGUGUGGUUCAGCAACAGGAGAGCCAGGUGGAGGAAACAGGCAGGAGCCAAUCAGCUGAUGGCAUUUAAUCACCUGAUCCCUGGCGGUUUCCCUCCUUCUGCCAUGUCGAGUUUGCAGCCCUAUCAGCUGUCAGACAGCCCCUACCCUCCCACCUCCAUAUCACAAACAGUGGCAGAGCAGCCCAGUACGGUCCUCAGGCCUCAGCCCCUCCCCCCCACCUCGGUGCACCAGGGUGGGCUCGGCUCCUCAGCGGGGGCCCAGGAUGGUAGUUCGGGCUACUGCCUGUCUUCUGGACGCCAUGGCUUCUCCGGCUACUCGGAAAGCUUUGUGCCGCCCGGCCACUCCAACACAGUCAACCCCAGCAUCAGCAAUGGCCUCUCACCACAGGUGAUGGGGCUGUUGAACCCUGGAGGAGUGCCCCACCAGCCCAGCCACCAGAGUGACUUUGCCCUCUCUCCCCUGACCGGAGGGCUGGAGCCCGGGGUUGGCAUGGCGGCCAGCUGCCACGGCUCCCAGCGGGGCCUGGAGGGUCUGCCAGGCCUGACCAGCAUGCCCACCAUGCCCAGCUCCCAGUCCUACUGCCCACCCACCUACAGCUCACCAGCCUACGCCGUGGAACACCACCCCUCCUACCAGUACGGACAAUACGGACAGAGCAAGGUGCCUUUCAUUAUCUGAAGCCCCAACAUGUCCAGGACUGGAUGAGAUCUCUGGCCAACCUGACAGUCAACUCCGGAGAAAUCCCUCCUUCCCCCCUUUCCUCCUCCUCUGCCUAUUCCCCACCCAGCCCCUGAGGAGAAGGGACAACCCAGAGAAAUGGACUGAGGGGGGUUGUUUUGGGAUUCGUGUUGGGGUGGGGUACCCUGGUUGGGGAUGUGAGGGGGGUGUCUCAAUGGGAUAAUCAGAACCAAAGGGGGAGCCCUCUCCAGUUACCUGGCUCUCGCCCCACUCGCACUUCACGUCAUGCUCUGAAAACCAAGCACGCCUCGCUCUCCAUGCUUGAAGAGAAAAGUAAAUGGAGAGAAGGAGAAGAAGAGGAGGUGAGGCAGAGGAUAAACGAAAAAAGGGGGUGAAUAAAACAACAUUCACUCAUUCAAGACUCUGCCUUUAAUUUGUAAUAAGUGGCAGAGAGUGGGAGAGGACUUGUAAACAGUUUUUCUUCCAUGAAUGCGCUUUCAGGGCCAAUGUGAUGUGAGGAAAAUAAGGUUUUAAGGCACAAUCCUGAAGCUAACGGUGAUCUUUCUAUGGACCUGCAAUAGGCACACCACUCACUCAGCCACAAUGCUUUAUGUAUGGCACUCACAAUGUCUUAGGGAAAGGUCUUAUACUGUACACUGAUACUAUGUAUUAUUUCACAUGAUUUGGGGAAAUUAAAUGGGUUCUCUCAGGAGAAGAAAAACUGCAAUCACUUUGAUUUGUAAAAAUGACUGUAGGGAUAAAGUAAAGUAAAGGUUUGGACAGUGGACUCAGUCUUUCACCCAUCUAGGAUGAUAGUAGAGAGACAGAGAGAUCGAGACAUACAGUAGUAGAUGGAAGCUGCUUCAACCCAAAGAAGUGCAAUACAUUCAUACCUCAGAUGAAAUGAAUUGACUAGCCUACUACAUUCUUUUUGUAAUCUAUAUUGUAUUGAGAAAAACAAAGAUAGCUGGGUUGCUCGCAGAGCAGUGCACAGACCUUUUGGGGGGCAUGUGCUCAAACAAAAAAAAGGGCACCCCCUCAAUGAAAUUCCCACAACAGCGGCAAAUUAUUACAAGAAAAGGGGAAAGCAGCAUAAUCUGAUGAGUAAAGUAUUUUGCUAAACUAUUUUGAACUGGAAUUAAUGCUGCACUUAUUAACAAUGACCAACACAAUUCCAGUCAAAAUAGAAGAUUGUAAGAAAUACUGUUGACUACCAUUACUAGAUUCAACCCAACUCCAUUUGUUGCCACGAUCAUGCAUCCCAGUGUUUUUCCAAACUUUUUGACCUGCGACCCCCAAAAAGGAGUGGUCGGCCUACAAAACUUGCCUGUCAUUACAGCCAUAAAUGGUGAUGCAUUUUCAAAACGCAUGGCUACAGAAAUAAACUGCAUUUUACACCUGCAUUUGGAGCUGAAAGUCAUUCAUAUUAGCAGGCAAUAUGAACUAGGGAUAUGUCAUGUCCAGAGCAAGCAAAAUCAUACGGCCUACUUUUAGUGGAGGUUGCAGGAUCGUAUGGAAAUGAUGUCACUUUGGAGGGUAGCCUGCCUGCAGAGUGCUCGAUAUCAGCCCAGUAUCCCUGUUCUUCCUUACAAAAAUUGUAAUAAAUUCACCAGAUAUGUUACAUCUUCAUCCCAUAAUAUUGAAGGCAGUGCGAUGUUACAGCUGCUUAUCUUUAGACAUAUUGCCAGCAGUAGCCACCCAAACAAGCCCUAUCUGAAAUAUGAAAAUGACCAAUCAAAUCGCCACCUAGCCUGUUGUUCUGGCAAAAAUGAGUCAGUAGUAGACUGUAUUUUAUAUGGAUGAUAAACAUAGGCCUACUCUGUUUUUGCCAGAUCUGGUCACUAAUCUGGAUAUGCGCGUCUGACUUUGCCCGCCAAUGCUGAUGACUGGUCAUUGGUCAACAAUCAAGACGCACAACUUUUUGGUUCUGAAGCAUAGAUAAGAAUUUAACGCCGACUUGCGCGCAGUGGGUUCAGAACAACAACCACAAAAAAUUUACACAAAAAAAAAAAUAUAUACCACCACUGAAAAGGGCACUUUGGAGACUGAAAGGCCAAUGGGCAUGUGCUCUGCACAGGUAGAGCCUUAUCUGUGCACUUGCUUGGUGGCUCGGACCACUUUAAAGCAAUAAUAAUCCUAACACGAGAUCUGUGCAUGUACAGGUAACUUGGAUUUUUGCAGAUGAAAGAUUUGAAUAUAAAUCUGAGUUACAUACACUCAAGUUAAGAUUCUGCCCAUACAGAUCUGGGACCAGGCUACCAGUCACACAGUCCAGUCAAGUGUUAAUUGGACCUGAUGAAACAUACCACUCCUGUUCAUUUAGUAUUUAUUCAGUCCACCUCCCCUCUGUUAGUAUCCCUGAUCUUAGCACUCAGUGGUGCUGACCAGUAAAUCUUAAACAGCGAUGGAAAUGACAGAUAUAGGAUCUUAAUUUAAUCACCCUGUUGCAGGAUAACUUUCCUGCAAUACAGGAAAUGUUAAACUUGU